Ostreobium quekettii is the source of this 763-nucleotide messenger RNA. The record is from the annotation of a GenBank genome assembly. Lineage: Eukaryota; Viridiplantae; Chlorophyta; Ulvophyceae; Bryopsidales; Ostreobiaceae.
AUGUCGGUGUACAUCCAUGGUAGAAAAUACAAUGUGCUAUCUGGAAAGUCAAGUGUCCAGUCAAUUUCAUUGCUGUCUGUGCUGUAUGAACAGAACAUGUUCAUGCACAACAGCAAAGAUGUAUCGCCCGUUGAGGAAGAGAAGGAGAGCAGGUUUAACAAUGCCGAUAGGUUUUUUGCCUUUUGGCUCUUUCAAUGGGCGUUCGCGGCGACCUCUGCCACCAUCGUGUCCGGUGCGGUCGCCGAAAGAUGCCAAUUCCGGGCCUACGUUGUCUACACCUUUGUCAUUACAGGGUUCGUGUACCCCAUAGUGGUUCACUGGGUGUGGUCCAAGGAAGGGUGGCUCUCCGCUUUCAGGGUCGAAGAUUUCAGCAGUGGCGAAGAUCGGCCUGAUGUGCUGUUCGACAAAACGCUGGGCAUGAUAGACUUCGCGGGCAGCGGGGUCGUCCACAUGACUGGCGGCGGGGCAGCCCUGAUGGCUGCCACCAUAAUCGGCCCGCGUUACGGCCGCUUCGACAAGGACAAGAAGGUGCAGCCAAUGGUUGGACAGUCGCCUGCGCUCACCACGCUUGGGAUCUUUAUCCUGUGGUUUGGAUGGUAUGGCUUCAACCCGGGGUCCACGUUGGAGUUCUACGAGCACAUGUACGUGGCCUCAAAGUGCGCUGUGAACACCACGCUGUCUGCGGCGGGGGGCGGCCUCACGACGCUGCUUGUGGACACGGUCGUGUUCAACCACCCCCCAGACAUCUCCCCCAUCUUGAAUG